CAUAUGUAUAUUUAUGAAGUAGUAACUGAUGGAAUGAUUUCGCAGUUGGUACUUAAGAUCGUCUACAAGCGGUGAUAAUUUAUCGGUGAUAAAGGCUAUAAUUCGUAAAAAGGACAAGUCAAUAGGCUGAAAAUAUACACUGUUAUCGAAAAUUCAAUUGAAUAAUGGCUGUUUCAAUCAAAAAUGGAUUUAAACGUUUUGGAAAUGAGAAACUGGUUCUUAACAAUAUAAACGUCAAUGUUUCCAGUGGAGAAAUCUACGGUAUUCUUGGUGCGAGUGGCUGUGGCAAGACGACGUUGCUCUCAUGUGUCGUAGGAUUACGUCAACUAGAUUCUGGCCAAGUGACCGUGUGCAAUCAAUCCCGGCCGGACAAUCUUGGCAGUUUUUGUGGAUAUAUGCCUCAAGAGACAGCGCUUUUAAGUGUGUUAACGAUCAGAGAGGUCCUAAAGUACAUUGGAUUGCUUUAUGGAAUGGAAACUCAAGAAAUUGAGAGUAGGACACGUUUCCUGUCAGAGAUUCUGGAUCUUUAUCAACUUGAUGCAGUAAUUCAAAAGUUAAGCGGUGGACAAAAGCGUAGGGUAUCCUUGGCUGCGGCAAUGAUUCAUAAUCCAUCCCUACUCGUGUUGGACGAACCUUGUGUUGGGCUGGAUCCUUUGUUGCGAGAGAGGAUCUGGCAGUAUUUAUCCGAGAUUUCUAGCAAACAAGGGAAAACCGUGAUAAUUUCAACCCAUUAUUUCGAGGAGACAAAAUUUUGCGACAAAGUCGGAUUUCUGCGAGGUGGUCGUCUGUUAGUAGAGGAAAGUCCGACGUCAUUACUGUCAAUGUACCAAUCUACGAAAUUAGUGGACGUCUUCACGCAACUUUGUAAAACGGAUGAAAAUAUUCCCAAUCGCUAUGACACGAAUCUUCAGUCGGUCAAAUCGGAGACCUUAGCUGCAAAUACUGCAGCCGUGCAUGUUCCUAACACACCUGGAUCUUCUUUGAAUAUCAGACGCAACAACGCUACGAUUUUCCAAGCUUUAAUUUCAAAAUGGUGGCAUCGAAAUCGAAGGGAACCGAGAUUGUAUUUGGGGCAAAUUGGGAUUCCUAUCUUGUGCGUUCUUAUCGCUCAAAAUAUCCUCGGCGGUGAACCCCAUGGAAUCCAAGCCGGUGUCGUUAACAAUAAUUCCAAGUUGUCAAUAUCCAACCUCUUCAAGGAUGACAAGCAUUCAUCCAAUGAAUGCUUCUCAAACGUGGGAAUCUACAAUUUUCUGGAUAAAUUUGAUCAAAAAUUCAGUUGGAUUUCCGCCAAGUCAUAUGAAGAAGGCAUCGAACAAAUAAAAUCAGGACAAACCAUGCUCCUCAUCGAGUUUCCCACAGAUUACGAAACCCAUUUCAAGGAUAAGAUGGUAUAUCGACACUUUUCAAGUAACGAAUCGCUUAUCGGGUCAACCAUUUCCAUCCGCAUGGUCGAAUCAGGCUCAAUUCUUUCAGCCUGGGCGACAAAAUGUAUCCUUGAAAAGUAUAUUCUUUACAUCCAGAGUAUUUUGUCGUCAUGCUCGAUUAGUGAUGAUCUGAUUAAGCUACCACUGCAUUUCCACUCAAUCUACGGAAGUUCAGAAGCGUUCGACUUAAUUCCCUAUAUGCAACUUGGUGUCCUAACUUUGCUAAUGUUUGUAAUGCCAAUGUGCAUCGGGGUGUUUGGGUGGAGGAUAAAGUGGCAGGCCUUGAGGACCGAGAGUACGUGACCGGCGUCACUCUCUGGCACCAACUCGCUGUCAACAUCGUCACUCAAAGUUUCGUGAUUUUUGCACAAAUUGGAAUUUUCUUUGCAUUAUUUUGCGGCGUGUAUGGCAUGGUGAUUCAUGGCAAUUGGGUGCUCGCUGUUGGUUUGGUGUAUAUGACUGCCCUGUGCGGAAUGAUGAUUGGAUUUUUGGUGAGCAUUAUUUCGGACGGAAUAUUGCAGAGUGAAUUUAUUGUGGUCUUCAUAGUAUUAAUUCAAUUGAAUCCGUCAGGAAUUCUAUUUCCGACGGAAUUGGUUACACCGUUUCUUCGUAAACUGUUCACCUGGAUGCCGUUAACACAUGUGAUUGAGUCGCUACGGUCAGUUUGCACGAGAGGGUGGGACAUUUAUCAUCCGGUCGUUUGGAGAGGAUUUUUACCAGGAAUUGGAUGGAUGAUAAUUUCAGUAGUGGUUUCCCUUCUGGCAGGUCGAAUGAGGUAUAAGUAAAAUUUUAGUGAUGUUUUACUUAUGAUUUCCAAUACUUAUUUUGUCCCAAGGGGGUAAUAUUAAUUUACAUGCGUAAGUACUUGCUAAAUAAAAACAUGGAAAAUAAUUAAAUGUUUAAGCAUGUUCUUCUCAUACCCAAUACCACAUUUGAUGUUUUAUAUUUCGAAAUAUAGAGCAUAUAGUACAUACAUAAAUAUAGCCUUAGUUUCGUUAAUAGAACUUUUUUAAUGCUGCGUCUUGCUUAAGGUGUUAGAACAUAUGUACAUAUUUACGUAUUUAGAGUUAAUUUAGAAUGGUGAAUAAUAAUUAUCUAAUUACGCUCCCAAUUGCUCAAAAAUUUCACCCGAGUAUGUACUGGACUUAAUUCCAGUUCACUUAUAUCAUAUUUAUAAUAAUUAUGGUAAAUAAAUACAUUUAAAAAAGUUGGUAAUGAGCAAUUUUGUAAACAAAUAACAAAUUUACAGAGAAAUAGUGUACCCAGUAAUUUUACAACUUGAUAACAAUACAACUUAUUUGCUCCUACAAACAGUUAAUAUUUAGCUCCAAUGGUUAAUGAUGGGGUGAAGGUUGAAUUCCUUAAUCAGCAAGAUACAAAUAGACAAAGGCAUUCAUAAAAAAUAUUGUAUUGGCAAAUUAUCGGGAUUUGUAGCACUAAAAUAAAUAUUGUGUAUGUAAAUUAAAAG
This is a messenger RNA of Folsomia candida, 2892 nucleotides long. Its product is annotated as ABC transporter G family member 23. The record is from RefSeq and is a predicted model, not a curated record. The transcript is spliced from 15 exons. NCBI's taxonomy places the organism in Eukaryota, Metazoa, Arthropoda, Collembola, Entomobryomorpha, Isotomidae. Gene Ontology annotation, molecular function: ATP hydrolysis activity; ATP binding. Bases 165 to 1727 code for a protein of 520 amino acids.